AGCUCUAAGCCAGUUAUUAAUAACAGACCAGUGAGCCUCCUGAUCCACCAAGACCAUAUGGUGUUUUUCAUAAAAGAGAGAGAUCAUUCCCUUGACUUUGGACUUCGCUUAUUGAACCCCUGGACAAUGGAAUCUCCCUCUGUCGCCCAGGCUGGAGUGCAGUGGCACCAUCUCGGCUUACCGCAACCUCCGCCUCCUGGGUUCAGACAAUACUGCUGCCUUGGCCUCCUGAGUAGCUGGGAUUACAGGAAUCAAGGUUGCUAAGAGACCACCUGUGCUGAAUGCACUUUGUUCUGGCAAGAGCAGAAAACUGAGAAGCCGUGUUACCUACCACUACCUGGGAUUAAUUCAGGGAGCGGGAGAAUUCUGGAUAUGACUGGUAAAAACUGGAUAUUAAUUUCUACUACUAUUCCCAAAAGUCUAGAAGAUGAAAUUGUGGGAAGACUUCUAAAAAUUUUGUUUGUUAUCUUUGUUGACUUAAUUUCUAUUAUAUAUGUUGUGAUAACUUCUUAGAAAGCUGACUUCCUUUCCAUGUACAUUUCAAACUGAAUUACAGUGAAUAAAAAUUUGUAUUUUAA
Pan troglodytes (chimpanzee) is the source of this 578-nucleotide messenger RNA. It is a transcript of the gene MRLN, whose product is annotated as myoregulin. The coding region runs from base 373 to 513 and encodes 46 amino acids. Lineage: Eukaryota; Metazoa; Chordata; Mammalia; Primates; Hominidae. The transcript is spliced from 4 exons. The record is from RefSeq and is a predicted model, not a curated record.